Messenger RNA from Dovyalis caffra, 279 nucleotides. The record is from the annotation of a GenBank genome assembly. Lineage: Eukaryota; Viridiplantae; Streptophyta; Magnoliopsida; Malpighiales; Salicaceae.
AUGAAAGGAAGUUGUGCUAUUUAUAAGCGAAGUAAAAGUCUAGCUAAAACCCACAAGGUAGGCUCUGACAGGAAGCCAAAAGCCACAGAACUGAUAACAUUAGGAAAAUCAAGCUGCACAUGCACUGGUUCUCGUGAAAGGGGGAGUAUAUUAAUAUUGUUGAAGUGUAGAGAUAAUUUCAUGUGGGCGGGUCCUACCAUGUUAGGAGCACAUGCAACUUCCGGCUUUGCGCUUGGACCAACUGAAAAAAGCCUCAAGGACCCACCUGAGUUCCCAUGA